Nipponia nippon (crested ibis) is the source of this 618-nucleotide messenger RNA. Lineage: Eukaryota; Metazoa; Chordata; Aves; Pelecaniformes; Threskiornithidae. The record is from RefSeq and is a predicted model, not a curated record.
AUGGCGGAGUACCGGAUCCGGCCCUACCGCGAUGAAGACUAUGAGGCGGUGCGCGAGGUCUUCGCCACCGGCAUGAGCGAGUACGCGCCGGCGCUGUGCCUGCACGUCCUGCGGCAGCCCUGGGCGCUGCUGGCGCUGGGCUGCACCUUCGGCCUGCUGCUGGCCAGCGCCCGCUCCCUGCUGCUGCCCGUCCUGGCCCUCACCCUGCUGCUGGCCCUGGCCCGGCACCUCCUGGGCUGCAUCUGGAGCGCCUACAUCGACCGCUGCCUCGGGGACGACCUGCGGCGGGGGGUGGGCACGGUGGGCGUGCGGCCGGUCGACAACGGCGGCGGCGGCGCCACCGACGGGGAGCUGGUGCUGAAGAGGAUGUCGGUGCGGAAGGACUACCGGGGCUUGGGCAUCGCCACGGCGCUGGGCCGCACCGCGCUGGCCUUCGCGCGGCAGCGUGGCUGCCGGGCCGUGGUUCUCAACACGUUGAUGCUGCAGCACGAGGCUCGCGCCCUUUACGAGCGCCUGGGCUUCCGCCAGCACCACCGCUACGUCCUGCCCACCGCCUACGGCCGCCUGGCCAACUGCACCGUCACCACCUACCGCUACGACCUGUCCGGCACGCCCUGA